AUGCUGAUGACACAGACCGCAGUGCCGGCACUAGUUCAGGGUCAGAAGAGCAACGCCUACAGUUCUCGAAAACAGCCCUCGCGCGAAAACAUCAACCUCGAAUCCAACAAUUACUACAACUCGCAACCGGUGUUGGAUCAAUCCAACGUCGAGUCAUACUCGUCCUAUUCCCAGACCAUCGCUGCCGCCUCUUCCUCCCUCAUGAACGGCAUUGCGGGGACCGCCCCGCCGGGCACCAUGUACGUCCGAGCCCUGUACGACUACGAGGCCGACGACCGUACAAGUUUGAGUUUCCACGAAGGAGAUGUCAUCCAGGUCAUCACUCAGCUGGAAAGCGGUUGGUGGGACGGCGUUAUCAACGGCGUGCGCGGCUGGUUUCCAAGCAACUAUUGUCAAAUCAUCACUAGUCCCGACGAUAUCCCCGAACAUGACCAUCACGGCGAGCUCGAUCACGUCGACGACGACGUCGUCGACCAGGAAGUCUACGACGACCAGCUCGAAGAGGAUGACGAGUCGGAGCUCGACGAUCUCAGCAACGCCCUGCCGCUCGAGGGCACCGAUCUCAGCGACAAAUCGCGGGCCGACUUCUGGAUUCCUCAAGCAACUCCUGACGGCCGUCUAUUCUACUACAACAUGAUGACGGGAGAUCGCAGCAUGGAAUUGCCAUUGGAGUCUCCCGUAUCGACCAACGAGUCCGGCCCGCGUAACAGGAUGAACGUGAACGUCCCAGAAAAAACACGGCCCCCUCCCGAGAUGAUGGCCAGGGGGCUGACACAGGACGAAGACGAGGAUUCGGAAGCGAACUCCGCAUCCGAGUUGGAAGGAGAGUCCCUCAUGCUCGCCUCGAGAGGAUCUUUGCCCCGUAACCGCCGGUCCAAGAACGAUAUGCUGUCACCGUCUACUUCAAUGGAUUCCAUGAACGGUAUCGCGCAGAUCACCAGGGGAGAGAACAAGUACGUCAACCCGAACUUGGCACCCAGCACGACUCCGAUGAUCGCAUCCGCAACGUCAUUUACAAGCACGUCCUACAAUACGCCGCCGACCAGCACCGUGCCUCGAUCAUUCUUCGACGAUGGCUCAGCGCCGCCAUUGACAUGGACCCGUCUAGUAUCCAACAUGCGCCGGGCUGUGGAUCGGUACCGUGACGCUAUCACCAGCAACAACCGCUCUGAGUACGUAGCACGAGCGGAGGACAUCUCGGACCAUCUGCGACUGCUGCUAGCGGCCGGAUCUGGCACGACCGACAACCACUCUGGCCAGCCUUCCAUCAUUUCAACCAACAAGGCUCUUUACCCUCAUUUCAGAGAUAUGAUGUCCAAAUUCUCAAAACUCGUAAUUUCGUCCCACAUCGCUGCCGCCGACUGGCCCAACGCGGAAUCAGUACAGAAAUGUUUGCAAGAGGCGGACGGUGUUUUGCUCGGUGUGUUCAGCUAUGUUGAGAUCGCACGCCAACAGCGUGGGGAAGAAAUACCCCGUCUGUUCCCUGGAUUCGUCAUCGGCAGCUCAACGGGUGGGAGCUGGCAGAAUAACGGCCUAGGUGCUCGUGAUCCAAUUACGGCCAACUUCCUGGAGGACGAAGAAGGCGUCGUCGAACCAACAGCACUCUUGGACGGCAAAUUGCUCGAAAGGCUAGAUGAGCUGAAGAGAAUGCUUGUAUUCAGCAUCCGGGAGUUGGACAAGAAUCUGCUCGUCGCCGACAAGACCAUGACUCCUUUUAAACAUGAAGUCAUUGGCAACAAUGUUUGCUCGGCUGGUGGAAAGGUCCUGGAAACCUUCAAGCCGUGGAUUGCGUUGAUCGAAUCCAUCGACUUGGCUUCACUAGGGAACAGCUUCCAAACCCCGCAGCUGGCAGACUUCAGCGCCAACAAGCAGAGUUUGUAUGACAACAUGUCCGAUCUCAUCUUGGGUUGCCAGGCCGUGGCCGGUCCGCUGGCAGACGAAUGGGCAGAAGUACGAGGCGAAGCUUUGGAGAAUCGUCUGGACUACGUUCGCCAAUGCGCAAAGGCGCUUGAGACGAACUCGUCACAUAUUGGAUUCUCGCUGCAACUGCUCUCCGAGCAAGUUCAAAUUAACAUGCAGCAGCAGCCCGAGAUGAGGUUGAGAGAUGAUCAUCUUCAGCGCGAACAGCUCCGGAGAAACGACAGCAUGCCUUACGACAGACCUCAUCAGCGCACAGAGUCACGUAUAAUCCCAACUCGACCCCCCAUGAUCACUUCUCAGUCUUUCACCGAAGGUGACGGUACUGGCAACUUCCGUGGAGGUGACUACUCCAAGGUCAAGAAAAUCUUGGGCGACGAUCCGAAUCCCCAGAGUAACCUGCCCCCGGUCGACGAUACCCCAGAGUUCCUCAAAUUGGAUCACGAGCCCGACCUCUCUUGGGAUAAUAAACUGCAACCGCCCGUUGUUAAAGGUGGUACCUUGGAGGCUCUGGUCGAGCAACUGACGCGACAUGACAAAUUGGACUCGAAUUUCAACAACACCUUCCUCCUGACUUACAGGUCAUUCACCACCGCCCAGGAUCUCUUCAAGCUUCUCGUGAAUCGCUUCGGAAUUCAACCUCCCGAAGGUCUGUCUCAAUCUGACUUUGAGGCAUGGCGAGACAGAAAACAGAAACUCAUUCGCUUCCGCGUCGUGAAUAUUUUGAAGAGUUGGUUCGAUAACUUUUGGAUGGAGGACCACAACGAGGAAUCGAAGCAACUCAUCCGAGACGUUUACACUUUCGCCAGAGACACGGUGAAGUCUACUGAAACCCCGGGUUCCGGGCCUCUCAUGACGGUCCUGGAUCAACGUCUGAGCGGCAAGGAAGCUGGAGCUCGACGCAUGGUUCAAACACUCAAUCAGAACACGCCGUCGCCCAUCAUGCCCAAGAACAUGAAGAAGCUGAAGUUCCUCGAUAUCGACGUCACCGAAUUUGCGCGCCAGCUCACCAUUAUUGAGUCCCGACUCUACGGCAAGAUUAAGCCGACGGAAUGUCUCAACAAGACUUGGCAGAAGAAGGUCGCCGAAGGAGAGCCAGAGCCCGCACCAAAUGUCAAGGCCCUUAUUUUGCAUUCGAACCAAAUGACGAACUGGGUUGCGGAGAUGAUUUUGGCACAGAUGGAUGUCAAGAAGCGUGUUAUUGUCAUCAAGCACUUCGUGGCUGUGGCAGAUAAAUGCCGAAGUCUGAAUAACUUUUCUACGCUAACCUCGAUCAUCUCGGCACUUGGAACGGCUCCAAUUGCCCGUCUCAAGCGAACUUGGGACCAAGUGCCCCAAAGAACCCAGGGCGUCUUGGAAACCAUGAGAAAACUAAUGGCUAGCACCAAGAACUUUGGCGAGUACAGAGAGGCACUUCACGUGGCGAAUCCGCCGUGCAUCCCUUUCUUCGGUGUUUAUCUGACCGAUCUUACCUUCAUCGAGGACGGAAUUCCGUCAGUCAUCAAGAAAACUAAUCUCAUCAACUUUGCCAAGAGGGCGAAAACAGCAGAAGUAAUUCGUGACAUCCAACAGUAUCAGGCUGUUGGCUAUUCGCUGCAGCCUGUGCCAGAACUGCAAGACUACAUAGUCAGCAACAUGCAGGCCGCUGGAGACGUACAUGAAAUGUACGAUAAGAGCUUACAGGUGGAACCACGUGAGCGAGAAGAUGAAAAAAUCGUGAGACCAGUCCACCAACGGGUUCAGCUGCAGCAAAGCCCUCUCAGUGCUCAGGUUGGCAUGAUCACUGCUGCGCGUAGGGAUUCUUUGCACUACCAAGUUAUGCCCUGCGAGCCGGCCCGCUACGUCCGCGAUGGGUGA
Colletotrichum karsti is the source of this 3774-nucleotide messenger RNA. Its product is annotated as RasGEF domain-containing protein. NCBI's taxonomy places the organism in Eukaryota, Fungi, Ascomycota, Sordariomycetes, Glomerellales, Glomerellaceae. The transcript has 5 exons. Gene Ontology annotation, biological process: Ras protein signal transduction; positive regulation of GTPase activity. Gene Ontology annotation, molecular function: protein binding; guanyl-nucleotide exchange factor activity. The coding region runs from base 1 to 3774 and encodes 1257 amino acids. Gene Ontology annotation, cellular component: plasma membrane. The record is from RefSeq and is a predicted model, not a curated record.